AUGUCGACACAAUCGGUGCAACCGCCCACGCCCACGUCCCUGUCUCCUACGUUCAGGGACAACAACAAGGGUCUCCAGACGAACAUGGAGACUGACUAUGUCAUUGUCUUCCGCUUUGCGACUACCAGUAAAGCCGAAGCAGGAAAGAAGUUUGCUGAACUCGUUGGAAAGCUCGCUAAAGUCGGACUUGCUACCGAAGUUCGCAAUGGAGACAACCACUCGCUCUUGAUCUUCGUCAAGGUCGCCAGUGAGGAGCACGUCAACGCUGAGGUGUACCGCUCGAGAGUCAAGGACUGGAUCCAUGGGGUCAGAACCGCAGCACCGCAGAAGGAGACCAAGAAGGCCAUCGAAGAGGAACCGCUCCACGAAGCAGAACGCUACCGCAUCAUCUACCGAAUGAUCACCAACCCUGAAGAAGAAGGUGGUGCUGGUAUCACUCCCAAGGAGGGAGAGUGGAAGAACGUCGAGUCAAUCUUUGCUCUCCACGACCAUGCCUACAACAAAGAGUGGAUCAAGAGAUGGACUAAGAAAUACAUUCUCGAGCCCCAAGAUCUCGACGAAAUCAGAGACAGAUUGGGCGAGAAGAUUGCUUUCUACUUUGCCUUUACUCAGUCCUACUUCACCUUCCUGGUCUUCCCUGCCGCCUUUGGAGCCACUGCCUGGCUUUUGCUCGGAAGAUUCUCACCCAUCUAUGCCAUCGUCAGCAGCUUGUGGUGCAUAGCCUUUGUCGAGUACUGGAAGCACCAGGAAGUGGAUCUCGGUGUCAGAUGGGGUGUCCGCGGUGUAUCCAAGAUCCAGACCAAGCGUAGGCACUUCGAGCAUGAGAAGGAAGGCACUGAUCCUGUCACUGGCGAGAAGGUGCAGAUCUUCCCUGCUACCAAGCGUCUUCAACGCCAGCUUCUCCAGGUUCCUUUCGCUAUCGCCGCAGCUACCGUACUUGGUAGCUUGAUCGCAACCUGCUUCGGAAUCGAGAUCUUCAUCUCUGAGAUCUACAACGGUCCUUUGAAGUCUGUCUUGGUCUUCCUCCCUACCAUCAUCUUGACUACCGUCAUGCCCGUUCUGAACGGCAUUCUUACCACCUUUGCCCAACGUCUUACCAAGUUCGAGAACUACGAGACAGACGACGCCUACAACUACGCCAUGACCCAGAAGACUUUUGUUCUCAACUUCAUCACCUCAUACCUUCCAGUCUUCCUGACUGCCUUCGUCUACGUUCCAUUUGGUAGCGUUGUAGUACCUUAUCUGGAUGUCUUCAGCUUGACCGCUAGACCCUUCGCCGAGAAUGAGAAGCAGCUUCAGGCUCCCAGCGUUGGUUCAUUCGUCAUCAACCCUGAUCGUCUUCGCAAGCAAAUCAUCUACUUCACUGUUACGGCACAGAUCGUCAACCUCGGCAUGGAAGUCAUUGUGCCCUACCUCAAGCGCCAAGGCUUCACCAAGUACAAGGAGAUGCAGAGCGAGCGUGCCUCCAAGAAGGGCGGCUCUUCUCCUACUCCUGUUGAGAGUGACCAUGCCGAGGAGGCUCCAUUCUUGACCCGCGUUCGUCGCGAGGCCGAACUCGAUACCUACGAUGUCAACUCUGACCUUCGUGAGAUGGUCGUCCAGUUCGGUUACUUGGCGCUGUUCAGCACUGUCUGGCCUCUUACUCCCGUCUCUUUCCUCGCAAACAACUGGCUCGAGCUCCGCGCCGACGCUGUCAAGAUCUGCAUCGAGAUGCAGCGUCCCAUCCCCGAACGUGCUGACACUAUCGGCCCCUGGUUGGACUCUCUGUCUUUCCUGUCUUGGCUCGGCAGCAUCACUACCGCUGCGCUCGUCUACCUGUUCAGCAAUGACGGUCUCGGCCCCGACGGCACUCCUAAGAACAUCCGCGGCUGGGCCCUUCUCCUCACCAUCUUCUUCGCCGAACACAGCUACCUCCUCAUCCGCUGCGCCGUCCAAAUUGGCAUCAGUAAGAUCGACUCCCCCGGCCGCCAAAAGGAGCGUCGCGAUCGCUUCAUGAUUCGUCAACAAUACUUUUCCGAGUCUCUCUCGCAAAGCCAAAAUUUGCCUCAGGUGGGUAAGUUUGGCGAAAAGAUUACUAGAGAGACUCUUGAAGAGGAGGCUAGACAGAGUAGCUUGAGAAGCUCGAGACUUGAGGACAGAUUCUGGGCUAGACAGAGAAACUGGCAUGAGACUGCCCAGAUUGGUGCUGGCUUGAUUGAUAGAGCCGCACCUCCUGAGGAGGUCAAGAAGAUGCAGUAG
Molecule: messenger RNA, 2238 nt
Organism: Aureobasidium subglaciale EXF-2481
Lineage: Eukaryota; Fungi; Ascomycota; Dothideomycetes; Dothideales; Saccotheciaceae
Exons: 3
Coding region: 1-2238 (745 amino acids)
Biological process (GO): chloride transmembrane transport
Cellular component (GO): cortical endoplasmic reticulum
Molecular function (GO): chloride channel activity
Source: RefSeq, a predicted model, not a curated record